GAUACCAACAGACCAUGUACUGGUGUCGUUUGAUGCAGUUUCGCUAUUCACAAACGUCACUAAGGAAGUUGUCAUACACGACAUUAUCAUGAUGUGGGAUCAGAUCCGAGACAAUACCACUAUCAACCUGGACCUGUUCCUGGAAAUAGUAGACUUUUGCAUCGGUGCUAGCUUCUUCAGUUUCCGGCAAAAGUAUUACCUCCAAACCUCUGGUACGGCAAUGGGAAGCCCACUAUCCCCAAUAUUAGCAGACAUUGUCAUGGAAAACUUGCUAUCAAAAGCAAUUGGGAGGGCGAACCUUUCUCCACAAUUCAUUCGAAAAUACGUGGAUGACUUGUUCCUAGUGUUGCACAAGGACCAAAUAGAUGCGGUUCUGGCGAUUUUCAACUCGCUAAACCCAAAGAUAGUAUUCACAGCUGAAGUGGAAGUAAACAACCAACUUCCCUUCCUCGAUCUGCUUGUGAUUAGGCAAGAGGACAAUAGCAUAAAAACGGACUGGUAUGCGAAACCAAUUUCAUCGGGCAGAAUGUUGAACUACUUCUCGUUCCACCCGACUGACCAAAAGCUCGCAGUGGUAAACAACUUCAUUGACCGAGUACGCAGUUUGAGCACCAUCCGAACUAGAGAGCAGCAAGAUCAGCUGAUUCACCAACACCUCCGCAACAACGAUUACCCUCACACUCUCAUCAACCGACUAUUGCGCCAACCUCGACGGAUCGAAAAUACAGACAGGCCCACUGUCUAUCGGUCGAUCCCGUAUAUCGAUGGCCUCACACCUUCUAUCAAAAAGAUAAUCACUAACAGCGGACUGCAGUUGGGAAUAUCUCACAGCAACAGGAACACAGUCGGAAACCUGUACAAAAGCGCUAAGGAUCCCAUACCUGUGCUUAACAAAAACAACGUGAUAUACAGAAUUGACUGUAGAGACUGUCCCAGCGCAUACAUCGGAAUGACUACCAACAAGUUGCGGACCCGCAUGUAUGGCCAUCAAACCCACAUCAACACUCUUGAAAACAAACUGGCAGAAGGUUACCAAUACACCGAUCCCGAAAUACAGCUGUUACAAGAGAAAUCGGCACUGAUGAGCCACUGCAUCAAUCACCAACACCGUUUCAACAUCCAACAACCAUCCCUCGUCGAUUCAACCUACAAGAGACAAGCUCUGCAAGUGUUGGAAAUGUGCCAUAUUGCGACGACUUCCAACACGGUCAACCAUCGGACAGACACCGAUAAUUUAAGCUGUGCGUACGCAAAUCUGCUCUCAACGAUCAAAACCCAAAGAGGAGCGAGAAAUGCGUCGUCAACUACUAACCAAAAUCGACAAAAUACAAGAAUUCUAACCACCCCACUAACACAAACAAAUCCGACCAACCAAACACCACCAACUAUAAACACCCCACAGUAACCCCAAUCUGGCGAACAAGAACAGAAGUGUUCCCAAAGUGCCAAGUGUUGCGACUCGAACGGUUAAACGUACCACCCACCCACCAUCUCAACCAGGGUGCUGGUUGGUCUAAGUAUGAUCGAAAUUUGCUUCUCAAAUCUCCUUUAAUCAAUAAUUUCCUAAUCACAGUGUUACAAGUGCGGUGCCCGAACCCAAUGCAAACGGCAUUCCACCGUGUGAUCAACACGAUCUUCACAAGUUGAUUCAUAUCGAGCCCUGAUGAAGAUCCCAACCAUAGGAUCGAAACGUAGGCAAUGAUUUAGAAUAAUCAACGCUUUUUCUGUGACUGAAAGCCGAAAACCUACCAAGUUUCCAUAGAUCCAGUCAGUCCCCGU
Messenger RNA from Aedes albopictus (Asian tiger mosquito), 1779 nucleotides. RefSeq lists its product as uncharacterized. The record is from RefSeq and is a predicted model, not a curated record. NCBI's taxonomy places the organism in Eukaryota, Metazoa, Arthropoda, Insecta, Diptera, Culicidae. The transcript is spliced from 2 exons. Bases 89 to 1405 code for a protein of 438 amino acids.